AUGUCGGAUGAAAAUAUUCAGCAAUUUAUGGCGUUGUCCAAUGCCUCUCUGGAGGUUGCCCAGGCUUAUUUGGCCCAAAAUUCUGAUUUGGGAGAUGCUUUAGAUGCCUUUUAUGCCGCUCAGAAUGGUGAUACAGGGCUUUCAAGCAGUUCUCAAGAGCAAGGGUUAUCUGAGCCUUCUAAGGAAACAAGGCCACCAAGAUAUUCAUCUCCACGUCCUAGAGAAUCGACAGCGUCGCCAGCUCCGAAAAGAAGUGGGGGCUCCUCUUCCAAGUUUAAAAGUUUCUCAGACCUUGUCAGGGGAGACAAUCAGGAUGAUGAUGACGAAAAAAGGAAUACAUUUGCAGGCGGAGAGACGUCUGGUCUGGAGGUGGCGGAUCCAAACGACUCGGACUCGCUGAUCAGAGAUUUGUUGGAAAAGGCAAGAAGAGGAGGAGAAAGAGCUGCCAGCCCUAGCGAGGAAGAUGCUUCUGCAGCGCGUCGUAAGCCGCCUAGUUUCACCGGGAAAGGAUUCAGAUUGGGCUCAUCGCUUGAUGCGUCAACCGAGGCUUCAAGCGAUAUUCCUGAGGAGUCGUUGCCGGCAAGACCAUCGAAAGUGACUCGCGAAAUAACUUUUUGGAAAGAAGGGUUUCAAGUCAAUGAGGGCGAGCUUUAUCGAUACGAUGAUCCUGCAAACAGUUAUUUUUUGAAUGAAUUGAACCAAGGGCGGGCACCUCUGAAAUUGCUGAACGUUGAGUUCGGCCAAGAAGUCGAAGUGAACGUCAAGAAGAGAUUAGAUGAAAGUUUUAAGCCUCCAAAGCGUAAAGUUGGCGGUUUCCAUGGGAAAGGACAUAGACUAGGAUCCCCAGUAUUGGGAGACUCUCUGUCACCAGAGCCGUUCACCGUUCAAUCGCCGGCGGAGAAGCCCUCGGACAGCAGCGAAAAGGAAGAACCAAAAGGUGAUACGAGUGUGCAAAUCAGGUACGCCACCGGAAAAAGAGAGGUUUUAAGAUGCAAUUCGAGCGAUUCGGUAAGAUCAGUGUAUGAACACGUCAAAAAGGAAUCGGGUGCGAAUAAGACUUUUACGCUGAAUCACGCUUUCCCAGUAAAAGCCAUCGACAAUUUUGACAGCAGCCUGAAGGACGAAGGACUGUGCAACGCCGUUGUGGUACAAAGAUGGGUCUAA
Lachancea sp. 'fantastica' is the source of this 1164-nucleotide messenger RNA. NCBI's taxonomy places the organism in Eukaryota, Fungi, Ascomycota, Saccharomycetes, Saccharomycetales, Saccharomycetaceae. The record is from the annotation of a GenBank genome assembly.